GCUUCCCGCCAGUAACGCUCGGACCGUUCACGAGUUUACUUAUUCCUUUUCCGGGGUGUCCCUACGCGUUACGUUUACGCUCUCUCAUACGCGAUGUAAGCCGGAAGUUGUUCGUAUUUCUAUGGUAAACGUUGUGAAUAUGUAUACAUAUCAAUGAAGUUGUGGGUUAUUGAUGUGAAUGUUACUUGAUGAAUAUUUUAAGAAAAGCAGAAAUAUUUCCCAAUAUUAUUUUAAUAUUCCCAAGCAGAUGAUGUAAAACAUCUAUUUAAUUUUUAAUAAUGUUGCUCCUUGGACGCAAAACAAGCCAUGUUACAAAAUACUCAUUUUGAAGUAUUCUAGAGUGCUUGAAUCCAUAUGGAAAAAUCUAAUAUAGCAAACAUUUAGUAACAAGUUGAUGUAUUUUUAUGGAAUGUAUGUGUAUAAAACAUUCUAACCAAAAUUGGCGCCGUGAUUUGGAAAACCAGAAGAAGCAAUAACCCUGUGUGGAAAAUACUGAUUACCCAGUCUGCAUUUUUUUAGUGUCUUUAUAAUGAUCCUCGCGACUAUAAAAAAAAUUAAUGUCAUUAGCAGUUCGUAAUUCUCCUAAAGUGAAAAUGACUGUAACCGAGUCUAAAACAACAGAAGAUGCACCCGCUGAUCGCCACGAGACUCUCCCCAUCCACCAAAUCAAUCCCAGCUACACAGUGCGCGUCGUAUGUUGCGUUCUCUUCAUUUUUCUUACUGAGAUCUUCCUUGCUCAUUACGUGUACCGAUUGAUCAACUCGGAAAUCCGCGUGGAUUACUUGGAAAGACACACGUUCAACCAGUUCUUCCUCAACGAACUUCGAAACGAUGAUUUCCGGAACGAAUUGCGGAAAGUGUUGUGCGACUUUGAAUCGAGACCGAAGAGAAGUUUGAAGGCUAGGGUCGAGGCGAAUUAUUUGACUGAUCAGGCUGAGGAACCUCAGGUCGAGUUCUUUAACCCAAAGAUUCGAGGCAAUUUGGAAGAGAAGGACGAAGAAAUAAUCAAGAAAACGGGAAACAAAGGAGCUGCACCUGGUGGUGAUUCCUGGAUAUGGGUGACCAGCUCCAGCAGAAUACCGGUAAUAAUCGUACUUUCAUUGAGUUGUCUUAUUUAA
This is a messenger RNA of Acanthoscelides obtectus, 1118 nucleotides long. The record is from the annotation of a GenBank genome assembly. NCBI's taxonomy places the organism in Eukaryota, Metazoa, Arthropoda, Insecta, Coleoptera, Chrysomelidae.